AUGCAGAGGGCUUCAGUUGGACACCCUCCAUUUCCAGCUGAUAAAAAUAGUUUAGUUUUCAGAAAUUCACCAGUUGCUCCAGCUCACUGUCUGCAAGGUUAUGGCAACUUCCUGCAAGCCCAACAUGUACCAAUGCACCCGAGGACUUCGGUUAUCACCAUUCAGUUCACAUUACAAUCCUUCUCCACCUUGGCCAAGGUAUCCGCCAACUGCCACUGCUGCCCAACAUAUUCAAGUCAUCAAAAGACUCCUGAAAUAGCCACCAAUUCUCAGUAUGUUCCUACUCCACCCCGGCCAAGGGAUUUAACAACUGUCACCAGUGACCAGUAUAUUACUACUCAUCAUAAAACUCCAGAAAUCACUACCAAUUGUCAGUACACAUCCACUCGACCCCAGCCGAGAAAUCCAACGUCUCUACCACCGGGUGCCUUACACAUGACUCCAGAAACUGACACGAAUUCUCACUGUGGCAAAGUUUCAGAGGCCCUUGUGGGGCCUGCAAAACUGGGCGGGAAGAGUUGGGAUGAAGGACGAGCUCUGGCUGGCGGAGGUUCUUAUAAGCGGAAAGAAAAGGCUGUAACAAAGAAUAGACCGGAUUUUAAGGCUAUUUUGAGAACUAAGGUUGAUAAGUUGAAGAAGAAACAAGGCAUGAAGAAAAUUUCUAAUUGGUACUUUGCUUUGCCUCUUCCCUCACUUAACUGUGCUGUUCCAGAUAAUGGCUCGUUUUCUCUGUUCACCCCAAUCAGUUUUGCGAAUAACUUGGAUCUAUGUGCUCCAGUCACUGCACGUCCUUGCCCGGGAUCUCCUCCAUUCUCUCCACCCCCAAUAUCUUUGCUGGGUAAUUGUCCUAUUUAG
Messenger RNA from Fraxinus pennsylvanica, 855 nucleotides. The record is from the annotation of a GenBank genome assembly. Lineage: Eukaryota; Viridiplantae; Streptophyta; Magnoliopsida; Lamiales; Oleaceae.